AAGAAUGCUGUUCCAGUAGUUCCAGUUACUGCAAGUACUCCAGUUACAGAUGGUAUGUUGCUCGUGCUGUAUCUGUUUGAAGUACGAUGACAAUAAGGAUCCUAGCCUCUGGCUGUUCUGCGAUUCAGACCAACCCUCGCUUGAAGAGUCAUGUGGUUUGUCAUGCCACUUGGAAUGCGGAUUCAAGGAUGAACGAUCCGGCAUUCUGCAGAGGGGACAGUCAAAGAAACUUGAUGGUGGUUAUUACUGUAUCCACUGUGGGAAACAAAAUGAUUUACUCAGGUGCUGGAAGAAACAAAUGUUGAUAGCAAAAGAUGCUCGGCGGUUGGAUGUGUUGUGCCACCGGAUACUUAGUCAUAAGAUCCUCAUAUCCACUGAAAAGUACAUGGUCCUCCAUGAGUUUGUGGAUAAAGCAAUGAAGAAGCUGGAGGGCGAGUUUGGUCCAAUCACUGGCCUUCCAGAUAUGGGUCGGCGACUUGUUGGUCGUCUCGCUGUAGCUGUUGAAGUUCAGAAGCUUUGUAGCUGUGCGAUAGAGACUCUUGAAUCUAUGUUUUCUGGUGCCUUAACUGCUGACUUGCAAAUUCAGAGAUCUUCUAUGGUGCCAUCAAACUUCAUAAAGCUUGAGGAUAUUUCCCACGGAUCUAUCACUGUAGUUUUUGACCUCGACAUAUGCCCUACGCUCCCUCAAGGUUUAAUUGGCUUUAACUUGUGGCGCCGAAAGGCUAGUAUAGAAGAUUAUCCCUCAAAACCAACAGGCAUAAUACUGAUGCCAUCGACAAGUUUGGUGGUCAGAGGACUUGCUCCAUUUACAUGCUAUGUCAUCAAGGUUAUUGCAUUCACCAACUCAAAGGAGGUUGGAUCGUGGGAAGUCAGGACAAAGACAAUUUGCUUUCCCAAUAAAGUGGAUGCAAAAAUUUCAAUGGCAGUGGAUGCUGGAACAGACCCAAAUAACAGAAGCUUAAAGGCAGAUAGUAGUAGUGAUGUGUCCAAUCCUUCUUCAGGAGAUGUGAAAUCUGACAAUGAUUGUACCGCUUAUGCUGAUCCCAACAGGUCGCUGAAAAGUCAUGUUGAAUAUUGUACAAAUAUUGAUAUCCUUUACCCUGAAAAGUCAUCUCUUCACUGCAAUGAAACCACCAGUAACUCGAGAGAUCUAAUAGGUGUUGCUGGGGUAACUAAAGUUGGUGAACUGGAGGAAGCUCCUAAGGUAUCAGCAUCAGGUUUAGACGACAACGAAGAAGAACCUGGAUCAGCUGCUCAAGCAGCUUUACUGAAGAGGUCCUCAGAGUUAAUGGUUCAUAGUCAUGGAACUUUGAAGCAAAACCAGGCAACAAUUGGCUCACAAUUUGCAUCAUAUGCACACACUGUACAGAAGCCAGUUUCUCAACCUGAAUCCUCCGGCUUAUUGCUAACCAUCAUACAGAAAGGUGCUGAAAACUGCAAGGGGGUUUCUGGGAGGAUAUUUGAAGCAAAAUCCAGUCAAGGAACUUUGAGGGAUAAAACCGACAACGUGAGUUUACCAUGCAAGAGAACCCCUGGAAGAAUUGAGGAAGGUGGACACAAUGAAGGACCUUCAGAACCAAACACAUCUGCUCAAGUAUCUUCUCUUAGGAAGUCGUCAAACCUGGUGCCUCACAAGCAGGGGAUUUUAUUGGAGAAUCCGUCAUGUUCAUUGGUUCCGAUAGCAGCAGGCAGUGAGAUCAUCAGAAGAAGCUCUAAAUCAAACAACGAUGACUGUGUUCCUCAACGUGGCCCUUUGAAACCUGGAACAGAACUAAGGAAUUCAUCAAACAAGAACACCACAGGAAAACCCGUGGACAUUGACCACAAGGACGAGCUUACGUCCUGUGUCAAGGUGAUCAGGUGGCUGGAAUGCAAAGGUUACAUCGAGGCCAACUUCAGGUUGAAGUUCUUGACAUGGUUCAGCUUAGGAGCGACUCAGCAUGAAAGGAGGUUAGUUAGUGUGUUUGUGGAUGCUCUCAUCGAUGAUCCUGUAAGCCUUGCCGGGCAGCUACAUGACACCUUCUCAGAUGCAAUCUACAGCAAAAGGCCAUGUGUGGCGCCAUCGAGUCACUAGUUUUAAUCAUCCUAUUGUUAGAGGAUUUAUCUUAGUCCCAUACUUUAGUAGCUGACCCUUGCAUCCUUUCUCACUGGUACCUUGUUCACUGUAAUAGUUUGAUAACUUCCCCCCUUUGCAUUUAAAGUAAAAAAAUUGUAAUCAGAAUGGAGUGUCAGCGUGUAGCAGGUAUUUUGAAAUCCAGAUGUGCCUGUAAGGUGUAAAACUAGAGAUCUUGAACCUGAUUUCUGCCAGUGUUUGCUGGUUGUCACAUAGAAGUUUGAUGAUCCUUAAGUUGGGUGCUGACGAUAAGUAUCAGUUUUAGCUUCUCUGGGGCUUCUCAUUCUAAACUUUUGUGCUCCAUAUAGAGCUAACCAGCAUCAGGCAGUCAGAUUACAUCGAGAUUAAGAUAGCCGUCCAUAUUGUGUUUGCAAUCCAUGUUAUCAGAAACUUGAUUUGUCCCUAUCUCUGGAAUCGCUGUAGUAGAAUAUAGCAAUAGUAUGCAGAGAUUGUAUAGUAUGGUUUUGGCUCGAACCCAAUUAUUAUCAAACAAAGAGGAAGUCUUUUGAAAAAGAAAAUCUGGAAUGAAGAGUGGCCUCUUAAUAAGAAAAUGGAGAAUCGCCGGGCCCAUAUAUAAGAAUAACUGGCUAGGAUAACAACGAUAAAAGAUGAAACAUUUAGUUAUAUUUUGAUGUAUCUGAUGCAAAAUCAGUAUAUGAAUACACAAAUAUGUUUAUUUGUACUCACAAAACUGAUACUAAUCUGGAAAUGUACACUACUACUAGGAAUGAUAAAAGUCCCAUUAUCCUUUCUAACAUUUCAACAAUAUAUUAUAUUCAAUGUUCUUUAUCAUAUCAAA
Messenger RNA from Brachypodium distachyon (stiff brome), 2912 nucleotides. Its product is annotated as VIN3-like protein 2. Gene Ontology annotation, biological process: vernalization response; epigenetic regulation of gene expression. NCBI's taxonomy places the organism in Eukaryota, Viridiplantae, Streptophyta, Magnoliopsida, Poales, Poaceae. Gene Ontology annotation, molecular function: protein binding. The record is from RefSeq and is a predicted model, not a curated record.